AUGGACAACUAUUGGGACAACAUUGCCGAGCAACACUCGCUGAUCUUAGCGUACGCUGGCCCACUCACGCAGUGGCUCCACGGUGUUCUCAUGCGGGGCGAUAUGAGUGUUUCCGAUUGGCGCGACGUCGCUACGACCAUUUUCACCGACGCCUUCCGCUCCGACUGGCUCGGCGACCUUGCGACGCUACCAUGCGAGCGUGUACGUCUCGACCGUACCGAAUUCCGCUUGAUACGCUCGCGACGCAUGUUCCAGCAGGCUUUGGACUUGUUCUGCUACGGCAAAAUGCACGAGGGUAUCCCGCUCUCGUCCGAGAAAAAGUUCUACCCGGACCAAGAGACAGAGCCAAGGGCGUUCAGCAUCACACCCAUCAUGGCCGUACCCAUGGAGAACUUGUGGCUGGACGUGCUCGCCCCGCUGCUUGUAGCCCCAAAAACGCUCGCGACGGCGGCCGCGCUCGGUGGCCACGCUCGCCUGCUCCAGUACCUCGUGCACGAAAAGGGCGUCGACAUUGCCCACAUGCCCAACUUUACUCAAACAGGAAGUCACUACAUCAUGGACGCCGUAGCCUCGAACGGACACGUACACGUCCUUCGCUUCCUUCACGACAUGAAGUGCAACGGGAUCUCGCCCGCGGCGCUCGACGGUGCCUUCCAGAACAGCCACGUCGACACGAUCAUGUUUCUCGUCCAGCACUAUCCGCACUUGGAUCUUCCGGCCAAAGCAACGUACUAUGCGGCACGCGACGGUCAUUUGAGCGUGCUCCAAUAUUUGAUCCAGGAGCGCAACGCGCCGUGUCCACCGUCCGUCAUGGACAUGGCUGCCUACAAGGGCCAUGGCGCUAUCGUCGCAUUUCUGCACAAAAGCGGAAAAGGCUGCACGACACGCGCCAUGGACGCGGCAGCGUGUACGGGGCAUCUCGACAUUGUCCAAUUCCUCCAUUGCAACCGGUUUGAAGGCUGUACAACGUUGGCCUUUGACGCGGCUGCCAACAACGAUCGAAUACUCCUCGACUUUCUCAUCGAGCACCGACGCGAGGGCGGGUCGACCAUGGCGAUGCACAGUGCGGCGUACAAAGGCCACGAAGCCAUGACCCGCUUCUUGCACGCGCAUCGGGGCAAUCUCAUUCUCGUCUAG
Messenger RNA from Saprolegnia diclina VS20, 1137 nucleotides. RefSeq lists its product as hypothetical. Gene Ontology annotation, molecular function: protein binding. The transcript has a single exon. The record is from RefSeq and is a predicted model, not a curated record. Bases 1 to 1137 code for a protein of 378 amino acids. NCBI's taxonomy places the organism in Eukaryota, Oomycota, Saprolegniomycetes, Saprolegniales, Saprolegniaceae.